Temnothorax curvispinosus is the source of this 4424-nucleotide messenger RNA. RefSeq names its product Bloom syndrome protein homolog. Gene Ontology annotation, cellular component: nucleus; chromosome; cytoplasm. Bases 194 to 4306 code for a protein of 1370 amino acids. Gene Ontology annotation, biological process: DNA replication; double-strand break repair via homologous recombination. Gene Ontology annotation, molecular function: nucleic acid binding; ATP binding; four-way junction helicase activity. NCBI's taxonomy places the organism in Eukaryota, Metazoa, Arthropoda, Insecta, Hymenoptera, Formicidae. The transcript has 15 exons. The record is from RefSeq and is a predicted model, not a curated record.
CCACGCUCGGUCUAGAGUCUAGACUGUACCUGUAGAGUUCUCUCGGGUGCUUUGAUUCGGAUUUCUCUCUGUUAUAUCUGUUUAGAGUUUUGAGGAUAAGGAUUGUUUCAAUUUAACAAAAUAUUCGAAAGUAUUUGAGUGAGACAAAGGUUUAGAGCAAACUGCUUGUAAUUGUUUAAAACUUGAGCUAACAAUGUCAAGAAAGAUGGUACUUGGUCAAAAGAAUAGCAGCCAAUCUACGAUAGUGGGAUUUUUGGCAAAGACAACGAAGAAAAAUGUUAUUCCGCGGACUAGUACGCCAAAGUCAGUGGAGACAGAAGAAGAAGCUGAUUCAAAUGUGGAUUCAAAUGAACUAUCGAGUACGUUGUGCUUUAAUCAAGAAAAGAGGAUAGCUGGAGACUCAAUAACGAUAGACACAAUAAUAAAUCUUGAUAAUUCAGACACUUCAGACUUGAGCAAAAGUCCGCUUAAAACACGACCAAGUGCAAUGGAAUCGUAUCGUGUUAAAAAUUCAAUAGCGAAGGAAGAGAGAACUGAAAAAGAAUCUGGAUGUUCAAAUGUAUUGCAAAAGAAUAGCGAUUACAUGAAAACUUGUGUUAUCUCCGAGUCUUCUGACAGCGAGCAGGAAGACAAGAAGGACAUUAGAAGACGCUUACGUUUAAAUCAAUAUCCAAAUAGAACGGAAAUGGAAGAAGAUGAUGAGAAGAUGCGAGUUGUUGUUUCACAAAAUGAUCAUUAUGCUAAAUGCAGCAGUCAACAUUCCUCUUCUACUAGUAGUACAACAUUAUUGGUGGGAAAUAAAGAAAUACUUAACGACGACAAUGACAUUAUGUCUAAAGAUGAAGAUGAGCGUUUAUGGACUCUUAAAAAAUACAAUAUAAUAUCCAAUAAACAAGGGAAAGAUACUAUAAUUUCAGAUUCUGAUACCGAUAGUCCUAGCCCAAAGUUUAACGGCAAGAGAUUGCCGAGAAAAAAUUGGGAUGGCCCUGACAUUCGAUUAAAUCUGAAAGAUUUAGGCUUGAACAAAGAAUUAGGUUCAUGGAUUGACGUUAUUCAACAGAAACCAGUAAUGUCCACAAUACCUGUUACCAAGGAUAAAUUGCUUAAAAGACGCGAAGAUUUAAAGGAACUUGAAAUUGAAAUUCUUGACAAAUUUUUUAGCGCACUCGAGUUAAUCCCAUUACCAAUACUGGAACAAUUUCCAAAAUUUGACCCAGUCUCUUUCAAAAAGUUGCAAGGUCUGCGUCGACAUAUAAAAGCUAAAUUACGUUUAGUACAAACAAAAUUAUCAAAAUUACAAAAGGAAGAUGAAAAUAAUAUGUAUGAGUUUCCGGAGACAGCUGGGUCUGCAUCGUCAAAAUCACGUGAAACACCACGUUCAUGCAUGUCUGAGACUCGCUCGAUAAAUGACCAUGACACGUUUGACACAUCAUGUACCUCGGUAUCCAAAUGUACUCGUGCACCCUUUCGUCAAGGCUCGGCAAGCGUAACGGAAUCGUAUAUAAAUGCAAAGGAGCACGCGAACGGCAUGGAACCUAUGGCAGCAGUUAAGCCACCUGAAACUACAGUUUCAAAUAAGAAGAGUACUUUUCAAUUGAAAAGACCUAUCAAAACGGUAUUAGGCAGUGACGUUUCUAAAACAAUAGCAGACAUGUGGGACCAACAAAUGUCAUCUAAGACAAUGAAUUCUUCAGUGGAUUCCGAUUGUGCUUUCGUAAAGGACAUAUUUAACGAUAGUAUUAAAACGCCGUCAAGUAAUGAAAAAAAUAUGCAAGGAAAUGUCGUCUUGGACAGUCCGGAUAGCCCAGGCACCUGUCAAAGAUUUACUGCAAAAGUUGAAACCUCUCUCUCGAUACAAGAUUUGGAACAAUUCCCAGCUUUAGGAGAAGAUUGUAAUAUAAAUAUAAGUGACGAUUUUACAGAGUGGCCACAGAGUAGCAUGGCACAGAAUAGGACGUACAACGAUGAUGAAGUAAAAUCAAAAAUCGAAAAAGAUAGCGUAGAAUAUGGAAAAUUUACCGGCAAUUAUAAAAACGAUGGUGUCAGUGGAGAAUUUGAUGGUUUAACAUAUUCACAUUCGCAAGAAAUGUUAAAGAUAUUUCGGCAGAGAUUCGGUUUAUAUACGUUUAGGCCAAAUCAGUUGCAAGCUAUUAACGCAACACUUUUGGGAUUUGAUUGUUUCGUUUUAAUGCCGACCGGAGGUGGAAAGUCCCUUUGUUAUCAAUUGCCUGCCCUUUUAAGUAUCGGAUUAACAGUUGUUAUCUCACCAUUGAAGAGUCUUAUUUUAGACCAAGUUCAAAAACUUACCUCACUCGAUAUUCCUGCGACUCAUUUAUCCGGCUCUAUAACAGAUAAUCAAGAAACUGCGAUAUAUAGGGAACUUUCCAAAAAAGAACCUGCUCUCAAAAUAUUAUACGUAACACCAGAGAAAAUCUCUGCGUCGCAAAAAUUCUGUAAUACUCUGACUAUUUUAUACGAGAGAGAAUUGUUGGGAAGAUUUGUUAUUGACGAAGCUCACUGCGUUAGUCAAUGGGGUCACGAUUUUAGACCAGAUUAUAAAAGGUUAAGAUGUCUCAGAGACAACUAUCCCAAAGUGCCAACAAUGGCUUUAACUGCAACAGCUACGCCGCGUGUUAGAACAGAUAUUUUGCAUCAAUUGGGUAUGACUACGCCAAAGUGGUUUAUGUCGAGUUUCAAUAGACCUAAUUUAAGAUACAGCAUAAUAUCGAAGAAAGGAAAAAAUUGUUCCGAUGAAGUUGUGGCUAUGAUAAUGACAAAAUUUAAAAACACUUGUGGCAUCGUGUACUGUUUAUCGCGCAAGGAUUGUGACGAUUAUGCUGCGCAUUUGAAGAAAAACGGCAUUAAAGCGUUGAGUUAUCAUGCAGGACUCCCAGAUGGUCAAAGAAUUAACUAUCAAGGAAAAUGGAUUGCCGAUGAAGUACAUGUUAUAUGUGCGACUAUAGCCUUUGGAAUGGGCAUUGAUAAACCAAACGUGCGCUUUGUGAUACAUGCAGCCUUACCAAAGUCUAUAGAAGGCUAUUAUCAGGAAAGCGGUCGCGCUGGUCGUGAUGGUGAGAUAGCAGAUUGCAUUUUAUUUUAUCAUUAUGCAGACAUGCACAGAAUCAGAAAAAUGAUUGAACUGGAUAAUCCAAAUCCACAAGUUAUCAGUACCCACAUGGAUAAUUUGUUUAAAAUGGUAGCAUUCUGUGAAAAUACUACAGAUUGCCGUAGAUCGCUACAGCUUAAUUAUUUUGGAGAAAUAUUUGAUAGGCAACAAUGUAUCGCGAAUAAAAUAACUGCGUGUGAUAAUUGCAGAUGCAAGGACGAGAUUACAAUGUUGGACGUUACUGAAGAUGCGAGAGAGAUUAUGAAAGCUGUAAGAGAUAUUAACAAUAGGAAGACGUGCAAGCUUACACUAGUAUUCUUGACAGAUAUUUUUAAGGGCAGUGAUCUGAAAAAGAUUAGAGAAUCAGGUCUUACGAAACAUCCUUUAUAUGGUCGCGGUAAAUCAUGGAACAGAAGUGACAUAGAACGCCUUAUGCACUAUAUGGUAUUGCAAGAAUAUUUGCAAGAAAACAUGUAUAUUAAUCAUGAGAUUGCUUGCGCAUAUGUAAAAAUUGGACCGAGAGCGACGGAACUUUUGACAAAAAAAGAUGUAAAGGUACAAAUUCCAACGAGACAAUCGAAUAAAUCUACGAGUGGUGUAGCUACAGUUUCAACAGUUACGAAGAAACUUGAUGGCAUUGUAAAAGAAUUGCAAGAUCGUUGCUAUGCCGAAUUGAUGACAAUAAUAAGGGAAAUCGCUAGUACAUUGGAUGUUUCUGCUUCUUCCAUUAUGAACAUGGUAGCUGUCAGAGCUAUGAGCCAGCGUUUACCAGAAACCGAAGAAGCCAUGUUACAAAUACCACACGUUACUAAGGCUAACUUUGUUAAAUAUGGCAAAGCUCUUUUAAACAUUACGCAGAAAUACGCGGCAGAAAGAACAGUACUGUUAAAUGAGAACGAUGAAGAACAGAACAGCGAUGAUGACGAUAAUACUUGGGAUGACAAUACGUCCACCUACUCUUGCACCAGUAGUGGUACUAGCACGCGCGGCAAGAAACGAAAGAUUGGCACGAGAUCUAACAGUACUAAUAAAAAGUAUAAACGGGGUGGCUCAAGUGCGCGGAGAGGAAGAGGUUCGUCGAAAAGCUCAUCGAGAGGUUCAACAAAAUUAAACACUACGAAAAAGGUAGUAGGACUUGCGAGUUUCAGUCAAACAAAACAAUAUCUCGCAAAUCCCAACAGAUACAUGAACAUUACCUAAUCGAUUUUUUUCCGUUUAUUAUAAAUUAUUACGGCGUUUGCGAUAGUGCGCACAGAUACGAUCCCUUUUGGGCGCUAUCCGAAAUGGCUCUCUGUAUGGCGUUUUAGUCAUUAUAUUG